Molecule: messenger RNA, 4540 nt
Organism: Leptidea sinapis
Lineage: Eukaryota; Metazoa; Arthropoda; Insecta; Lepidoptera; Pieridae
Product: zinc finger protein 239-like
Exons: 10
Coding region: 149-1861 (570 amino acids)
Cellular component (GO): nucleus
Source: RefSeq, a predicted model, not a curated record
UGUUGGCGAUUUGACUGCGUGUAUUGUUUAGAUUUAUAUUUUUAAGAUAAUUAAAUUUUAUUAUUAUAAUAAAACAAAAUGCUUAAUAGUCACAAUUAAAUAUUAAAGUUAUAAAGUUUUUUCCUGAAUAGUACCUAUCACAUCUAUAAUGGCUAAUGUAAGUGAAGUGGAGGCGAUGAGAGACGAAACGAACUGUGAAGGAAACGAAAAAGAAAAUUUAAACAUUAAAGAAGAAGUUGUUAUAAGUGUUAAACGCGAAGAAGUUGAGUGUGCAGUGUGCUUAGGCCGAAACAUAGACUACUUAGAGCUCAAUAAAACAAAAACUAUGGCAGGGACUUCUCUCAGUGUUUUCCUUUCCAGGUACACUCAACAAUUAAAUUUGGCUCUCAUCAACGCCAAAUAUAUAUGUAAAGAGUGUUCUGAGCUUAUAAAUGUAUUAGAAAAUGCCGAAUUAGAGUACAUGAAACUCAAGGAACAUUUUGAGUCUGUUAUUAGUAAAAAUCCACUAUUUGAGGUGCAGCAAUUGAGCACACUAGCUAUAGUCAAAGAAGAAGAGAACAUACAUGAGUCUCAAUACAGAAGUGCUAAUAAUUCGGACUCUGAAGAUCUACCUUUAAUACUGACAAGAAAGAGAAAGACAAGAAAGAAAUUGGUUAAGAAAAGAGCUGUAUCAAAUAAACAAGUCAAGAAAAAGAACACUAGAAAGAAUAAUAGAGAAAGACUUGUACAUGCAGAAUGUGAUUCAGCAGUUGAAACAGAGGAACAAGAAGCCACACCUUGUGCCUUAAGCAAUACUUUACAAGUUGAUGACAUUAAGACCGAGGACAGUCAUGACAAAUCAAACAGUGAAAAUAUGUAUGACACAAUGUUUAAAGUGGAAGAUGAUGGAUUUGAUGAUGAUGAUACAGAUUACGUUCCCGAAGAGCAAGGUGAAGAAAAGAGAAAUGUAAAGUUGGUGAGGAAACAUCGACCAAAAAAUAAAUGUAACCACACAUGUGAUGUCUGUGGGGCGCGCUACACCUCCCUGGUACGGCUGGAACAGCACAAGCAGAAGCACGGCGACACCAAGCCGCCCUACAUCUGCGAGGUGUGCGGCGCACACUACAAGCACAAGCGGGCCUGUGACAUCCACGUGGCUCUGCACAAGGGUAUCAGUGACUGGAAGUGUGAGGAGUGCAACAAGCUGUUCCCGUCUAAGUGUGCGCUGCGGAGACACAACAACAUCCACACCGGGAAACUCAACUACCAGUGCGACCUGUGCGGCAAGUCGUUCAUCCACACGUCGUCGUUCAAGAUGCACAAGCUGUCUCACUCCGGCGUGAAGCCCCACUCGUGCGACGUGUGCGGGCUGGCGCUAAUGACUCGCUCGCACCUCAAGCGACACAAGCGGGUGCACUCGGGCGAGAAGCGGCACGAGUGUGCCGUUUGCGGCAAACGCUUCUCGGAGAGGUACAACUUGUUGGCGCACAGCAAGUCCCACGAGCAGACAGAGGUCCCGGCGCCGCGCGACCGUCGCCGCACGUUCCGCUGUCCCUACUGCCCCGAGCGUUUCGAGCGAAGGUACAUGUUGGAGCGGCAUACGAGCGUGGUUCACGGUCGUACCCUGGAGCGACCGCCGCCCACUCCGCGGAACACCAUGAGCAAGCUGCUCAAGGCACAGGCGCAGCGACGUGCUCCCGCUGCCGCCACGCCUCCAGCUGAUUCCGACAGUCAAAAGCAAUCAAAAAGUCCAGAGUCAACAACAAAGUCGGAGCCUGUUGCGUCAAAAUUAGUCUCUCACUUGACGUCGUCGGAUGCUCUCACUGCGUGGGCCAGCGCCUACACGGCUGAGUUCUCUCUGCGGCACGACUACCCUCAGUGAUGCCGCCGCCUACGAUAAGGCCGGCUACACAGACAUGAGGCCGACACCACACACCCUUCUCUCUCACUCGCUUCGCUACAUACACUCUUUCUCUUUCGUUUCAUAGCUUUCAUUCGACGUCGAUGGUUAUAUGGACCGGGCCCAACGUACUGGCAAAGUGUCUUACGCUCUAUGUUUUUAAAUUGAAAUCCACCGACCUGUAUAAAUACCACUGGACGUGUCCAGUGUUAUUUAUACAAGUCGCUGUUGUUGAACAGCCUGCUGUUCCAUAUGUUUGAUCGCAAACUUUUUGUGCCUAUUUGAAUCGCCACUCGAGAGCGUCCAGAGAACUAAUUUUGACGUAUAAUACAAAUGACUGCGAAGGAACGUACAAUACUCUGAAGUGUUUUUGCAUUUUGAAUUAAUUUCGUUCGUUUUCCAUGUUAUUUAUACGUCAAGAAUCCACGUAAGAAGUACACAUUUUUUUCGUAAAUAGUUUUCCACGAUCUAUCGCUGAGGUUGUCAUCACUAGUUUUAGUACCGCAGACUCUUGCUAUGGCCAACAGCGCCAAAAUGGCGAAUAUCAAACAGGCACAAAAGCACUUUCACAGCCGCAAGUCCAGCGGUAUAUAUUAUAGGUCAGUGUUGAAAUCUAAGAUAAUUUAUACGUCUAGAUAGUGUCUUGCUAUUGGACAACCGAUAUCAAAUCAGGCCAGUUUAAAUACUUAUUAGUGUGCAUAUUCAAAGUGCAUCAAAAUAGGGGUAAACUCUAAACUCAAUUUUUUUCACAGCGCUCAUGGUCUAUCUAGACGUAUAAAUAAUCUAAACUUGAAAUUAUAAAAUGUGGCGCUUUAAGCGAUGUUGAUAUGAGUAUAGUCAAUAGAGAAAAUAAACUAAAAUUGUCACUUGCACUAUAGUUAGUAGAAAAGUAAAGUAAAAGAUAAUUAUCGCCUUUAAUUCCGUUGUUCGAUUGAACUUACCAGUGGGAGGCUCCUUUGCACAGGAUGCGGGCUAGGUUAUGGGUAUUACAACGACGCCUAUUUCUGCCAUGAAGCAGUAAUGUGUAAACAUUACUGUGUUUCGGUCUGGUAGGGUGAAAUUACUUGGCAAAUUAGACUUAACAUCUUAUGUCUCAAAAUGAAGAGCGCAAUUGUAGCGCCGCUCAGAAUUUUUGGGUUUUUCAAGAAUCCUGAACGGAACUACAUUGGAAUGGGCAGGGCGUAUCAAUUUCCAGCAGCUGAACGUGAAACUCGUCUUGUCCAUUUUUUUUAACUAAAGAUUUAGACAUUAUUUUUGUAAGUUAGCGUGGGAGUAUGAGGCAGCAAUAUGGUGUAACUAAGAAAGAAUGAUGAGUGACGACAUUUUAGGUUCUCUUCUCAUUGUCUCGGGCUAUACAGUACUGUUACAAUUGGUUCCAAUGUGGUUUAUUACAAAGACAAUAUUUACUUUUUAAAUAUUAUCAAAUGUAAGUACUGUAUAUAUUGUUGUUAUAAACAAAUCAAUAUUGAUCGACGUAUACUUAUUGUUUUGUAUUUUGGCUAUAUUUAGUUAUUUUGGAUGUACUCAGGAAUUGUCUUCCUUGUUAAAAACAAGUAUCUUCGAUCAAAUAUGUAUUAGAUUAAGUAAAUAAUGGCCUUAAUUGUUCGUCUUUUUUUUAAUGCGGUUAACCACGGUCGACGUGCGGACUCGCUAUAAUUUCACCAGUGUGAGGCUCCUUUACACAGGAUGCCGGCUAGAUAAUGGGUACCAAAACGAGGCCUAUUUCUGCCGUGACACAGUAAUGUGUAAACAUUAUUGUGUUUCGGCCUGAAUGGCGCCGUAGCUAGUGAAAUUACUGGGAAUAUGAGAUUUAAUAUCUUAUGUCUCAAGGUAACGAGCGCAAUUGUAGUGCCGCUCAGAAUUUUUGAGGUUGUUCUGAAAUCCAGAGCAGCAUUGCAUUGUAAUGGGCAGGGUGUAUUAAUUACUAUCAGCUGAACGUCCUUCUCGUCUCGUUCCUUACUGUCAUAAAAAAGGUGUUUUUAAAGAACUGCAAGGUAAAUUACCGUUACAGUAAAGACAUAUAAGUUUCUGUUUUACAGUACUUAGAAAUCAUUGUUAAACAAUAAACAACAAAUAUUUCGUCGUCUGGCCAAUACGCGUAUAAAGAAUAGUCUCAGCAAACAUUGGGCUCACAUCUAGGCACAUCAACGAGACAGUAACAUUGCUUUAUACUUAUAGAAAAGGCAUUUAUUUUCUCAAAAUUGAUUCCUUAAAAAUUUAUUUUUGAUGUCGUUUCUAAUAUACUAGAUACUACUACGGUUUCGGAAACAAAUGGCGCUCUGAGAGAGAAGAAGCGGCGCAAGAAACUCUCCCAGCAUUCUUUUUUUUUGCGCUCUUUUUAUUUCUAUGAUAGGAUAAUGCAUUUCCGAGUAUAGUGGUAGGGUUUUUCGUUGUUAGCUCUUUUGAAUAUGGAACACUUAAUCUAUUACAUAUUUGAUAGGAGAUCAGUAUCCCGAUUUUUAGUUGAAGGGAUUUUAUAAAAUUAUCACAAUAAUAAUAAUAUUGAGAGCAUGGAUCAGGGCGUUAUAUAAAUAACAUAAUUAUGAUGAAAUACACAUAUUAUGAAUAAUGUCUGUAAAUAUUAGGUUUAAUAAUUCAUUUGUAUCUCGGAAAACGAGAAUAGAUUAUUGUAUUUUUAUGGAUAAAUACGUACUAAGUAAA